AUAUUAUUGAAAAGAAUGUAAAUAAAUCAAUUUUAAGUUAAUGUUUAAAUUUUCUUAAGUAGUUACGUUUAGAUUCUUUUUCUUUUUUUAAAAUUUAUUUGAAAACUUUGCUGAAAUAAAAUCAUUCUUUUCUAAGUAAGCCUUUCCUUUGUAAUUUACCGAAGUAGUAACGUUGAGGUUAAUAUUUUUUGUUUUAUUAUUUUGGAAUAGUUCGUUUGCAUUAGUUUGUUUACCGCAGGAGGGGAAAAGAAAUGGGGGAAAAAAAUUUCAAAUACUUACGGAUAGUUCUCCUAUGAAACGUGUGGUGGGGCCAGCUAGUGGAGAAACUAGUGAAGAUCAGGCAGGCUUUGCAAAUUCUGGGCUUUAUUCUGAGGAAAGGAAGCAGUGUAUUGAAGGAGAGGGCCUGCACCACCAUUGUGACUUUGUGAGUCCAAUGCUGGAGCAUGCUGAGGCAGUGUGGGAUACGUACACAGCAGUGCUUGAGAUGGUACAGAGGAGAGCUACCGUGAGUGAGAAGUGGAGGAUAAUAAAAAAAAAUAGAGAAAGAUUUAAGUAGUCCUUCAAAACUAACUAAGAGGGUGGAAGAGUCUAAAUGAUAGAAGAUGGACAAAGAUGUUAAUUAGAAUAUACAAAAAAUAUGUGGGGGGGGGAGGGGGCGGCACCUUGUUUCACCUAGUAAAGAGAGGGAAAUGAAACAGGAGGGAUAACUCUAGAAAAGCUCUUGUUGAGAAGGAGAAUAGAAAAGGGGGAAAAACUGGCUGUUUAUAAGAACAAUUGGGAAAUGAAAUAGAUGAGGAGAGUAUGUUAGCAGGGAAUGUGAUACAAUUCAGAAGAAUGGUAAGAAGAAAAUAGGGUGAAUUUUUUGCAGACAAAUGUGCUGUUUUGUUGUACUGUUUAAUAUUAAGUGUCUUUAAAAUGGUAAAUGUACGCAAUUAAUGAUUCCUCUUUACUUGAGGCACGCGAAGGAAAUCUUUGAUGCACAGCUGUAUUAUGUCCAGCAUUUUUUCAUGGCGGUCCAGAACUAUUUCAAGACAUUCGCGUAACAUGCUGUGUGCUGUGCUUUCGAACAUGAGUGGCAGCGGAGGGGACCGCUGCAAACAACUGUCCGCGGGAGACAGCGCCACAGUGAGCAAAGUGGUGACUCCGGGUGACGUGGAAGCCUUCAGCAGCUUGACCGGGGACGUGAACCCCGUCCACUUCGGCCGGGACGCCAUCGUGCCCGGUGCCCUUCUAAACGGCCUGGUGUCCGGCGUGAUGGGGGCCCGGCUCCCCGGGCCUGGCACCAAGGUCGUGGCGCAGACCCUGAACUUCCCCAACGCCUGCCCGGUCGGCGACCAAGUGUGCGUCACGGUGACGGUCACGUCUGUGCGGAAGAUCGUCGUGUGUAGCUUCUCCUGUGUGACGAGUCGCAAUCAGAAAACUGUUCUCAGGGGUGAAGCAAAAUUGAUUGUGAAUAGAGAAAAAACUUGAGUUAAAGAACUUAUUUAGUUGGUAGUGGUAGAUUCAUUAUGGACUAUUUUCAGGAUGCGUCCCAGAUUAAAAAAAAUUAUAAAUUUUAAAAAUUGUCAUAUUCAAAAUUUAAAGUGAGUUGGUAUAUGUAUAAAUUAGUUCUAUAAUAUACAAUCAGGCCUCUACAGACUCUCUUGAAGUUACGAGUCAGACAAAAUCUAGGAGCCAGCUGGUGUAGAUUAUUUAUCACACCUCACAAAGCGGACAAGUAAACAACAGUACAGAACCAGUGCAAUACCGUGCCUGACAUGCUCGUCUGACUUUAUGUUGCACUGUUAUCUAGUUGUAGAUGUGUGUAAUGUUACCAAGUGUUUGAGGCACACAGGUGUUGCGUUCAUGGUGAGUGAGCCCGCCAUGGGAAUACUGACUACCACUCUAGCAAAAGAUGGGAUGGUUCUUUACUGUAAGCCAUGGCAAAUUCCUUUCCUCAUUAGCCCUGAUUGUUGUUGUAUUUGUCUCUAAUGACCUAGCUGUCGACAAUAUAUUAAGCCUAGUUUAAAAAAAAAAAAAAAUUAUUAAUACUGCUUUAUCCUAGUGAGAUUGUAGGUUGUCAAUUUAAUGGUGGGCCCACUGUCGCCUCAUAUUGCAGCACCUAGGUUGAGCGAUAGGACCAUUCAGAUAAACGAAUGGCCUGGAGGCAAAUAAUAUUGUUAGUUCCCCUCCCAAUUAGUUAAUGUAUAAUUUUUCAAACCCCAAACUUAAAAAAAAAAUUAAAAUACUGUAAAUGCUACUGUUCUGUAAAAUUGAUAUGUGCAUAUUGCAUAACUUGUAAGGUUUCUGGUGAAUUAUAUUAAUAACACACUUCAUUUCAUCUAAUAAAGGUAAACCCAAGCAUUAAAAAAAAAUUGUGUGUGUGUCUUUCAGUACCUGCUAGUGAUAUGUAACAUCUAACCUUGGUAACGAGCCAAAUCAUGUGUUCUCAUGUUGCAAAUACACUUAUAAUACAAAACUCUUACACAUAAUUUAAUGUAGAAUGUUUUUUUUAUGUUGACUAAUCAUUUGAUUUGCAAAGCUAAAUUUUAAACAAUAU
Bacillus rossius redtenbacheri is the source of this 2539-nucleotide messenger RNA. RefSeq names its product hydroxyacyl-thioester dehydratase type 2, mitochondrial-like. The record is from RefSeq and is a predicted model, not a curated record. Gene Ontology annotation, biological process: fatty acid biosynthetic process. The transcript is spliced from 2 exons. Lineage: Eukaryota; Metazoa; Arthropoda; Insecta; Phasmatodea; Bacillidae. Gene Ontology annotation, molecular function: (3R)-hydroxyacyl-[acyl-carrier-protein] dehydratase activity. Gene Ontology annotation, cellular component: mitochondrion. The coding region runs from base 976 to 1470 and encodes 164 amino acids.